AGUUCUCAGGUUUCACGUCAGUAUUUAUCGGCCAUUUUUGGCUACUCGUCAAGAGAUUUGUGUGCCUUAGUAAUCAGUCAGAAUAUCAUCACGUGUUCAAUAAUUUUGAACUUUCUCAAUGUUCAGAUGCCGCCACGUAGGGAACCCGAUCAUCCGGCUCCUACUCAGGCUUUAGUGGUCGCGCAGUUCCGCGACUAUCAUGCCGAAAAGUUCUCAGGGCAGGGAGAUCCUCGCAUAGUUGACGAGUGGAUUCAGGGCUUGGAGUUUAUCUUCGAGGUCAUGGAGUGCCCUGAGAGAUAUCGCGUCAUUUGCGCUCAGCUUCAGCUCACCGGUGAUGCCAGGCUCUGGUGGAACGCUUACUGGAGCAUGCGUCCCGACGAAAAGGCGGGUUGUACGUGGGAGAUGUUCAAGGAGUUAAUCUGCGAGAAGUACUACCCCACAUACUAUCGAGCCGAGAUGGAGUGUCAGUUUCUAUCGCUCCAGCAGGGUACUCGUACUGUUGACGAGUACGAGAGGGAAUUCACGAGACUUGCAGCUUUUGUUCCUGAUCUGGUCCGCGCGGAGGCCCAGCGAGCGCAGCGUUUCAUUGACGGGCUUUACCCAGCAGUCCAUCAUAACAUCGUAGGCCACGGGACACAGACGUACGCACGUGCAGUCUCCAUUGCCCAGGAGGUGGAUGCCAGCAUUAGGAGGGAGGCCGUUCGUGAUCAGUUCCAGCCAUCCGCCCCUGCCCAGUCGUCUUCAGUUCCACCGUUGCCAGCUCUACCAUCUACCCAGCUGCCAAAGAACAACAAGAGGAAGGGGAAAGGUGUCCCGGCAGAUAAGAGGACCCGACGUAGACUACAGCAGAUCCCCCAGUGCUCGACAUGCGGACGACUUCACCGAGGCGAGUUUUACGCCGUCGAUCAGGCAGAGGCCGAGCAGCAGGCAGGUACCAUGUCCGGAAUGGUUGUUCUUAAUAAUGUUCCUGUGUUUGCUUUAUUCGAUACUGGAGCGACACAUACUUUCAUUUCUCGACGAUGUCUUGACGCCAUCGGAGUUCGCGCCACUACCACUAUCGAUCCUCUUGAGGUGAGUUUGGCCUCAGGAAGAAAGAUAGUGACUUCAGCUAAAGCUUCAGAUCUUAGCCUUUCCAUCGGUGGCCGAGUUCUGUCUACCAACGCGUUUGUUCUCGAGAUGAGAGACUUUGAUCUUAUUCUCGGAAAGGAUUGGCUAUCUUUUUAUCAUGCGGAUAUCAGAUGCCACGACCGAGAGAAUACGCUUUAUCUUUCGGGAGACGAGUCGAUUACUUUCUUUGGCUCCAUAAAUCGUUCUUUGCCUCAUGUUGUUUCGAUGGCGAAAGCCACUAAGUUGCUGCGACGAGGCAACUGCCAGGGUUAUCUGGUGAGUCUUGUCGACGAUUCUCAGAAAGCACGUUCACCUCACGAUGUUCCAGUCGUUCGAGAGUUUGUGGACGUAUUCCCAGACGAACUUCCAGGAGGACCGCCAAACCGGCAGGUGGAGUUCUCUAUCGAUCUCAUUCCAGGAGCCGGUCCAGUGUCCAAAGCCCCAUACCGUAUGGCGCCUAAGGAGUUGGAAGAGCUUAAGGCGCAGAUUCAGGAGCUGUUACGACUCGGUUUCAUCCGACCGAGCGUGUCACCUUGGGGAGCACCCAUUCUCUUUGUUAAGAAGAAGGACGGAUCCAUGCGCAUGUGUAUCGACUACCGGGAUCUUAACCGGUUGACGAUCAAGAAUAAGUACCCGCUUCCUAGGAUCGACGACUUAUUUGAUCAGCUAAGGGGAGCCUGUGUGUUCUCAAAGAUUGAUUUACGAUCAGGCUACCACCAGCUGAAGAUUAAGGAGUCAGAUAUCGCUAAGUCCGCUUUCAGGACUCGUUACGGCCAUUACGAGUUC
This is a messenger RNA of Striga hermonthica, 1893 nucleotides long. Lineage: Eukaryota; Viridiplantae; Streptophyta; Magnoliopsida; Lamiales; Orobanchaceae. The record is from the annotation of a GenBank genome assembly.